Chironomus riparius is the source of this 879-nucleotide messenger RNA. The record is from the annotation of a GenBank genome assembly. Lineage: Eukaryota; Metazoa; Arthropoda; Insecta; Diptera; Chironomidae.
AUGUUCUUUUCAUUAAAAUUAAAAAUAAGAGUUCAGUUGUUUUUAAGCGCUCGAAUCGAAAUGAGUGAAUUUACGGAGAGUCUAGAAAAAAUAUUUGAAGAUAAUUGUGAGCAUUUAUGUAAAUUUGAAGGAUGGAUAUCUACGCAACCGCAUAUACCAAACAAUAUUUCAAGAGUUGUCUUGAUGCGCUACUUUAAAGUUUGUGAUUAUAACCUUGAGAGGGCCGAAAAGCUACUCGACAUAAAUGUGAAAUUUAGAAUCAAACAUCAGUAUUUGUUUACAAACCGAGAUCCUUAUUGUGAUGAAUUUCGACAGGCUAUUAACACAGUCCAAUUCACACCAUUUCCAAAACUUACUAAGGAAGGUUAUUCCCUCGAAUCAUACAGAGUUGUGAACUCAAAUGUCAAUGAUUUUAUCAUUAAGGAUUUAUUUAAAUACAUCUACAUGAUAAAUGACAUGAAUGAUGCUUUAGGGCCAGUCUCAAAUGGACUUAUUUCAAUUUAUGACGCUUCUGGAUUUACAUUAAGACACUUUCUAAAAUUAGUAUCACAUACAUCAACAGUUUUGCAUUUUUUACACUAUGGACAAGAAGCUACUUGCAUCCAACUUAAGCAAAUUCAUUACGUUAACUGCUCGUCUGUUGUCAGCAAAGUGCUUUCAUUUUUCAAACCGUUCUUUACGAAAGAAGUGAGGGAAAGCAUGCACUUCCACACAAAUCUGGACACGCUUCAUGAGUUUGUCAGCAAAGAAUUUUUACCAAUUGAAUUUGGUGGUUGUAAUGGAAGUUUAGCUGAAUAUGUAGAUUUUACAGUUAAAAACUUGCAUAAACAUCGUGACUUUAUAGCUGAUUCAAAUAACUUCUUUCUUCUUAAUGAAUAA